AUGGCAGAAAACAGAAUCUAUUUUGAAAUAGAAUAUUCGGAAGAGAAAAAGGAACAACUGAAGGACCAUUUGUAUUUCCAAGCGCUGUCUUCGGCAAUGGCGCUCGUUUCAUCGACCUAUCUUAAGCAGUUUUCGACUUCCAACAGCAUCGGCCAACUGAGCGAGUGGAAGACGAACUCGAAGAUCGAUGCUGGCCAAAACGCAGAAGGCAAUGUACGAGAAGAGCGCGCAGAAGGCGGCGACAGCAAACGGCAUGCCACGGAACAACUCGGUAGUCCCUACUCUCAGCCAGCAGUGGAAACGAUGGACAGAAACGUGAACUCGCCGGUGAAAUUACUGUCGCCGAGACUCCUGUCACUAGUUCCAGAGGGCAAAACCGUAAAGCACGUGUUGUCACCAGACAUCCUCAGCCUCUACGAUGACGGAAACCCGAACAACAUCUUGCCACUACCCCAGCUGCUGCGCAAUUUCGGAAAGAGCGACCAGAGUGCAUGGCUGCGCAUGGUGUUGGAGUUAAGUGGUGUGUUCGAUUCGGUGAUUAAAGCUACUGGCAAUGAUCCAGUAUCCGAACUGCGACGCUUGAAACCGCAUCUAAGCAGCGUUGCCGACAUGCUGGUCGACAAGAAGUCGAAGAGGACAAUUAAGCGAUUUUUCGCUAAGUUAGAUCGUACAUAUACAGACGAACAGAAACGUAAACUGAAUAUGAACGGCUACGUGUUCCUCAACAAACGACAGCUACGUCUAGUAUAUGGCGCCGGAAAUCCGUUCAACAUUACUGACCCCCCUUUUGAUGUCCAAUUGUUCUUGAACGCAAACGAACAAGAGAAGCAACUGCAAAUUGUCCAGUUCAUCCGUUGCAUGGCCUCAGGCGCAUGUCGUCCCCAAUCACGGCGCAAAAGACAAAUUACGCUCGCUCCUCUCCUUCUAACGCCACUGGUCUUCAACCCCGGCCUUGCAUCGCAACCAUUAGUUCUCAGCCCAGCACUUCUGUCGCCAUUAGUUUUCUCGCCAUCUGUCCUCGGUCCGAUCGUUUUAUCGCCCUUAGUAUUGAAUCCACUCAUUCUGUCACCGCGUGUGAUUGGAGGGGCUUACUUGACCCCAUUUGUAUUGUCACCCGCGAUUCUCAGCCCUAUAGUUCUAUUUCCAAUUGUCCUGUCUCCGUUACUUGUAUCUCCCUUAAUCUUGUCGCCGUUUGUUUUAUGUCCAAUUAUUUUAUCACCGAUCGUGGUUACACCGGUGAUUGGAAAUCCCUUGUUUCUGAGCCCAAUUAUAAGGUCACCCAUUCAGACCUCAGCAAUAGUCUUCACGCCGAGACUGCUAAGCCCGUUGGUGAAAUCAAAAAUGAACAGAGUUGUCAUUGCUGCUUCGCCGGCUCUGCUUUCCAGGAAAAGAAGGUCUGAAAUAAACCUUCGAGUGCUGUCUAACCAAUCAUAUCCAUACUCCCUUUAA
Soboliphyme baturini is the source of this 1449-nucleotide messenger RNA. Lineage: Eukaryota; Metazoa; Nematoda; Enoplea; Dioctophymatida; Soboliphymatidae. The record is from the annotation of a GenBank genome assembly.